Messenger RNA from Pseudoliparis swirei, 1456 nucleotides. It is a transcript of the gene chmp1b, whose product is annotated as charged multivesicular body protein 1B. Gene Ontology annotation, cellular component: ESCRT III complex; multivesicular body. Gene Ontology annotation, biological process: protein transport; endosome transport via multivesicular body sorting pathway; late endosome to vacuole transport. Lineage: Eukaryota; Metazoa; Chordata; Actinopteri; Perciformes; Liparidae. The record is from RefSeq and is a predicted model, not a curated record. The transcript is spliced from 8 exons. Bases 151 to 750 code for a protein of 199 amino acids.
UAAGACAUCAGGAAGUACAGAAGAAAGCGAACCAACGAAGACCGAAACCCGACGGGCUGAAGUUUCACUGACAAGUUCGAGCUUUUUUUUGCGGACUGGCCGUCAUUAUUUCUUCGCCUAACUGUUGGACUCAAUACAAGUCGCGUCAAAAUGUCGCAAUUGGAAAAACAACUCUUCAAUUUAAAGUUCGCCGCCAAAGAACUCCAAAGAAAUUCCAAGAAAUGUGACAAAGAGGAAAAAACCGAGAAGGCUAAAAUUAAGAAAGCCAUCCAGAAGGGGAAUAUGGACGUGGCAAGGAUCCAUGCGGAAAACGCCAUCCGACAGAAGACCCAGUCUUUGAACUACUUGAGGAUGAGUGCUCGGUUAGAAGCCGUGGCAGCGAGGGUCCAAACUGCAGUUACAAUGAACAAGGUCACAAAGUCUAUGGCUGGAGUGGUGAAAAGCAUGGACGCCACUCUGAAGUCUAUGAAUCUGGAAAAGAUUUCCGGUAUCAUGGACAAAUUUGAGCGCCAAUUUGAAACUCUGGAUGUUCAGACAGCCCACAUGGAGGACACCAUGAGCAGCACAACAACACUCACAACACCACAGAAUCAAGUGGACUCAUUGAUGCACGAACUGGCUGAUGAAGCAGGAUUGGACCUGAACAUGGAGCUCCCUCAGGGACAGACGGGAUCAGUGGGUACCAGCGUGGCCUCUGCGGAGCAGGAUGAACUGUCUCAAAGGCUCGCCAAACUCCGAGACCAGAUGUGAAGGACAUCUGCAUUGGACUCGCACCGUCCUGAAUAUUACUCCCACACUGCUUUUAUUGAAAUUGUGUCUUUUCUCCUCUUUACAUCUCGCGUCUCUUUGUAGAGGAGCUAUUGUAUCAUCGUUUUGUCCCGCGGACGCUAGCCCUCGUUGGCUGUAUAUUAAUAAUAACCUUUGGAUUUUGUAAACUAACUGAGAUUCUGGUUAUUGAAAAUGUAUUUAUUUCUUAAAUAUACAUAUUUACAUGUGAGGACGCUCUAAUGUAACUUUAUUGUUUGAUAUGUAUACUUAAGAACUUCAUACAUUUUGUUAAAUUUAUAGAGCGUGGCAGUUGUUAUGUUAUUCACAAGACAACAUAUUAUAAAGGUUGAAUAAGCUGAUGGUUUUGGAGUAUAUAAUGACAUGGUAUCUUAAUACGUGCAUGAUUGGAGAAAACGUAUAUCUGCUUUUUCUCUUUGUUUCAGAGUGUGAAAGACUUUCCCCCUUACUGUUGAACUGACUCCUUGUUUAGAUUUGUUGUAUUUUAUUUACAAGGAAUAUUUCAAGAAGAUACCGGACUAAUAGUCUGUUUAUUCGGUCAUCUUAAGCAUAUUCACUGAUCAUUUGGGAAGGGGUUACAGUAUGGAGACUACAUACUGUAAGUAAAUAAUAACAUUUUAUAAUACUUUCAUCUCGCUGCCUUUUUAAUCAUAAAGUAACAUUUUUGUUC